CAGAGCACAGAACUGCUGCUUCCGCACUGCUUCCUUGUUUAUUAGUUUUAGGGAAAACAGUGACUUUAGAAGGGAAAGGGUUGUUCUUUCUUUCUCUGGAAACGGCCGGAACUCCUCUGCAAGAUUACCGAGUCCCCAGCUACCUGCUCAAAAGAAGGGAAGCAGAAUCUGAAUUUCAACACAACGAAGUCGAAGUUCAGGUUCUGGUCUGAAUGGCCACAGCUGCUGAGGAGCCUCCGGGGCUGCAGGGCCUCUCUGGUAGUUCGACUGGGAUUCGAAAAAAUGCUUCUCCUGAGAGUCCAAGCACCAGCAUGUCCCCGGCCAUGAAAAAAACUAUUGGCCAUCGUGGAAUUGAUCCCACCGGGGAGACGACGUACAAGAAGACAACAUCAUCUGCCUUGAAAGGUGCUAUCCAGUUAGGCAUCACGCACACGGUGGGCAGCUUAAGCCAGAAACCUGAGAGAGACGUGCUGCUGCAGGACUUUGAAGUGGUGGAGAGCAUCUUCUUUCCCAGUGAGGGCAGUAAUCUGACACCAGCUCACCACUAUGGAGACUUCAGGUUCAAGACAUACGCUCCGAUGGCCUUCCGCUACUUCAGGGAGAUGUUUGGCAUCCGGCCUGAUGACUACAUGUGUUCUCUGUGUAACGAACCGCUGAUUGAGCUGUCAAGCUCCGGGGCCAGUGGAUCUCUGUUCUAUGUCUCUAGUGAUGAUGAGUAUAUCAUUAAGACGGUGCAGCACAAAGAGGCGGAGUUUCUGCAGAAACUGCUUCCAGGCUACUUCAUGAACCUGAACCAGAACAAACGGACCUUAUUACCAAAGUUUUAUGGACUCUACUGUGUCCAGGCAGCGGGUAAGAACAUCCGUAUUGCAGUCAUGAACAAUCUGCUCCCGAGCGCAGUACGAAUGCACCUUAAGUUUGAUCUAAAGGGCUCCACCUACAAGCGACGGGCUUCAGCUAAAGAGAGGGAAAAGUCCUCGCCCACAUACAAGGACCUGGAUUUCAUGCAGGACAUGAAUGAGGGGCUGUUACUGGAGGCGGACAAGUACAAUGCUGUGUGCAAGACCAUCCAGAGAGACUGUCUGCUUUUGCAAAGUUUUAAGAUUAUGGACUACAGCCUUCUGGUGGGAAUCCACAAUAUAAAUCAGGCUUGUCGAGAGCAAGCCGGUGAAGAGGUGGUGGCCGGGGCUGCGGACCAAAGGAAGCCACAAGGUCAAAAGUCCCUGUACAGCACUGCUAUAGAGGCCAUCCAAGCUGAGCCAGGGAGCAUGGGAUCAAUGGACACAGAGGACAAAACGGGAGGGAUCCCAGCACGAAACUCAAAUGGCGAGAGGUUACUGGUGUAUAUUGGUAUCAUCGACAUUCUGCAGUCCUACAGAUUAGUAAAGAAGCUUGAACACUCGUGGAAAGCUCUGGUUCACGAUGGGGAUACUGUAUCAGUACACAGACCAGGUUUCUACGCAGACCGAUUUCAGAAGUUCAUGUGCAAUGUUGUCUUCAGGAAGAUUGCAUUAAAGUCCUCCCCAUCUAAGAAGCGCCGUGCAGUGUCACAUGCUCCUUUGAGAAAGCCAGCGGGUUCUGGGCCCCCUCUGUCAACCCAAACCAGCAGCAGCAGCCAGCACUAUUCACUCCAACAGCAAGUCAGCUCUGAGACCAAAGAGGACACUGAAGGAGACAACGCCAUGCAGUCAGGUCGUCCUGACCUCCUCCCAAAGACCUUACCGCCCAGCGACACUGUUGGCAACGCUACUGAAACCACUGUCUCCUCCUCCUUGGGAAACUCUGGAUUUGCCCCCACAAGUCAGCCGCCGCCUCACUCUCAGGAUACCUACAAGUCAGUGGGAGCAGAGUUAAACAGCACAAAAGGCAAAGACCAGGAGCACAGCACCCCCAAGAGAGCUCAGUAUGAAGAAAGUAUUGGUUCUGAGGAUGUCAUCUCACUCAGUGACAUCGUUCCUAAUGCAAGCAAAUGCUCUGUGUAGACGUCAGGAGGAGAAGUAAACUCAAACAAACUCAACUCAGACUUGGAGGAUUUCAUGGGCAUGGAUGAACUGUUACAACCCCCCAUUUGGUGUGACUUGAGGUACCAGAACUGAAAAAUAAAUGCAGCGUAUCGUUGAGACCAAGUGGGAUAUUCAA
Epinephelus lanceolatus (giant grouper) is the source of this 2139-nucleotide messenger RNA. RefSeq names its product phosphatidylinositol 4-phosphate 5-kinase type-1 alpha-like. NCBI's taxonomy places the organism in Eukaryota, Metazoa, Chordata, Actinopteri, Perciformes, Serranidae. The record is from RefSeq and is a predicted model, not a curated record. Gene Ontology annotation, biological process: phosphatidylinositol phosphate biosynthetic process. Gene Ontology annotation, molecular function: 1-phosphatidylinositol-4-phosphate 5-kinase activity. Gene Ontology annotation, cellular component: plasma membrane.